Messenger RNA from Trichobilharzia szidati, 4436 nucleotides. Lineage: Eukaryota; Metazoa; Platyhelminthes; Trematoda; Strigeidida; Schistosomatidae. The record is from the annotation of a GenBank genome assembly.
GAUUAAGCACGAGGAGUACCAUUUAAUUUCGAACCAACAUUUACGUGUUAAGGUCGUUCAAUCAACACUGCACUUCUGUAUACCCCGCGUAUUCAAAGUUUGCUUUACAAAAACUCAGUAGUUUAUUACCUUGGAGAACUAUGAGGUGUGCUUCAAAGAUCUUUGUUCCUAUCGCGAUUGAAAUAAUAAAAUUGGUGGUUUAUGCAUAUGAAUACCUCACAUGGCCACUGUACUAUCUGUUCAGCAAGACUUUGAGAUACAUGCCGCUUCCAAAUUCACCUGUUGAAAGCGAUUGGACUUAUAAUGAAGAGGAAAGUCGUACUCUGGCAUUGCCUGUACGGGAUGGUGAUCCUAGUUCACCGUGGAGAGCAGUUGAAUCACUUGAUGGCCUGACAAGUGGAUUACCUGGAUGUAAAGAUCUAGUUGACAUAUGGCUUCGCACAGUAAAAUUGUGGCCUGACCUGCCUGCUUUUGGUACAAGAGCUGUUCUGAAUACAGACUACAAGACUGCUCCCGAUGGACGACAAAUGAUUGAAUUGACUUUGGGUGAAUAUUCUUGGGAAACAUUUUGGGACGCUGAACGUCGUGUGUCUAAUUUAGCAGCAGGUUUGUAUUCAAUGUUGGGGUCCGUCAGAGAAAGCAAUCAACCAAUUGCAAUUUUCAGUGAAACAAGAGCGGAGUGGAUGUUUGCUGCGCAGGCCUGCUUCCGUCUCAAUAGACCUGUUGCUACUUUGUAUGCCACACUGGGUGAGGACGCAUUAGUGCAUGGAUUCAAUGAAACAGAGGCUGUAGUCGUAUUGACAAGUGAUGAACUCCUGUCUAAAGUGAUUAAAAUUGUCCAAAGAUGUCCUUCAAUUCAACGCGUUGUCUAUUUCACAAAUGGAAUCUUCAAUCGGGAGCUUUAUACAGAGGUUGAUAAUCUGGCUGUACCGACGGGAACUGCUACAGCUAGUAUUGCUGAAGCAUUAAUAAAAUGCCCACCAAACUUGCAUUUACACGAUAUUAUUGAAGUAGAACGCUUAGGAGCUGCUGUGAUCAUGAAAGAAAAAGAGAAGCAGAAAGCAAAUGGCGCUUUGCCAACUGCAGGUGAUAACAAUCAUUCUUCGAAUGGCUAUGAAGGUUUAUGGAUGCCUCCUGUGUCAGAUCGGGUCAAGCCUUCGGAUUUGGCUGUGAUUAUGUAUACAAGUGGAUCAACAGGUCAACCAAAGGGUGUUGAAAUGACACAUGAGAACUUAGUCAGUGCUAUAGGUGGCCAUCUACAACGUUUACCAAAACUGCGUAGUAACUACGACAUAUAUAUUGGUUAUCUACCGUUAGCCCAUGUGCUAGAGCUGACAUGUGAAUUGUGCUGUGUCAUAAUGGGUGUCAGGAUCGGUUAUUCAAACCCACAAACGUUGACAGACACAUCUUCGCGUAUUAAACGUGAUCACUGUGUAGGUGAUGUUACCCUACUACGACCGACUCUUUUCGCCAGUGUACCUACUGUGCUGGAACGUAUUUCUAAAGCUGUUUGGGAGAAAGUUAACGCUGGAGGGGAAUUCCUUCAAUUGCUCUUCAAAUUUGCUUAUGCUUACAAGUGUCGACGAAUCCAUGGUGGAUUUCCUAGUUUUCUUGUGGAUCGAUUAGUUUUCCGUAAGGUUAGAUCACUUAUGGGUGGUCGAAUUCGUUAUAUUGUUAGUGGUGGAGCACCAUUGUCAGAAGAUUCACAUUUAUUCACAAAUAUAUGCAUAGCACCUAUCCUUCAAGGUUAUGGACUUACUGAAACUUGUUCUACUGGUACUUUAAUGGAAUGCGGUGACCUACGAUGUAAUCAUACUGGGGCGCCUUCUUCUUCUGUACAAAUACGUCUGAGAGCCUGGCCUGAAGGUGGUUAUUCUCCGUACGAUACACCGUCACCACGUGGAGAAAUCCUUAUUUCGGGUAAACCUGUUUCACGAGGCUAUUAUCGACAACCGGAAUUGACAGCGAGAGAUUUCAUAACUGAACCAGACGGCACUCGAUGGUUCUGUACAGGCGAUAUUGGAUUGAUGCAUACAGAUGGAAGUCUAUCGAUUAUUGAUCGUAAAAAAGAUUUAGUCAAAUUACAAGCUGGUGAAUAUGUUUCACUGAGUAAAGUUGAAUUAGCACUUAGUCAAUCAAUUUAUGUCGAACAAAUCUGUGUCUAUGUUGAUCCAUCACAAAAUUAUCCUAUCUGUUUUGUAUCGCCGAAGUUGAAAGCACUGCUUGAAUUAGCACAAUCAUUGAAUCUAAUUCAUUUACUUGAAGAAGCAAGGGCGACACUUCCAGAGCAGUCGUUAAAAGAUCCAAUUGCAAUUGAACAUGUUGAACGUGUUACUCUGUGUAAACAUCCUCAGAUCAUAUCUGCUGUUUUGAAAGAUUUACAUCGUGUUGCCAGAGAGAAACGUUUAUGUACAUUUGAAAUACCACAAAAAGUUGGCCUGGAUACAAUCGCUUGGACACCAGAUACUGGUUUAGUGACAGAUGCAUUGAAAUUGAAACGUUUCAACCUACAAACUCGUUUCCAACGUGAAAUUGACGAACUCUAUCACAAGGAUACACGAGCUUAAUUCUCUAUCGCAUUCUUCGUCUCCUUGAAAUAAGAAAAAUAAUAAUAACAAUGACAGUAAUACACUAGUAAUGAUGGUAAAGUAUCUAUAUAUAUAGUUAUACAAAUGUUAAUAUGGACGCAGAAAUGUUUGCACAUUCCACUCCCAUCGUAUGUAUUAUAUGUAUACAGAUACAUAUAUAAACAUAUAUUAUCUAAACGGAUUCUUACAGCUUAAUUACUAUUAUUAUUGUUAUUACUAUAUAUAAAGUGUUGAAGGUGUUUGUUGGACUAAUCAGUGUUUAUUUAUUCGUGUGCUUACAACAUACUGUGAUUGUGCAGUACAUAAAAUAGACAGACGUAGGUAGAUGGUGAUGAUUUAAGAGAUUGUUGUUGUUGGCAUUGUUAUUGUUGUUACUCUUUGUUAUUUUGUUUUUUUCCGCGUUUAUUUUCUCUCUUUGCAAUUACCAAUUUACUGUAAUCAUCACUUUAUAUAUUGGCCUUUGUGUAUUUUGUAGUUUUACUACUCACUUUAUAUGUGUGUUAUUGUGAUUGUUUCCCUGUUCGUCCAUACUAUUAUUAUUAUUAUCUUUAUUAUUGUUACUAUUACUGCAUUGGAAUUAAGAACUGUUUCUUGCACAGUCUAUGGUAUAUAUUAUAUGCAUAUUCGGUUGGUACUCAGUUAGUAAUCAAUAUUAUCAUCAUCAUAUAUUCUUUCAGCAUAUUUCUAUUCAGCUAACUAACAUGGAUGACUACAGCUAAUCAUCAUAGUAAUGGUAGUGUAUAAUAUAUAUAUAUAAAUAUAUACAAAGACGCACAAUUCUCUACUCAUUUUCACCUCAUUCAUACGCAUCAUUCAUUCAUUAUUAGUGUUAUGCUGCUGCAUGACGACUUCUACCGCAUACACAAACCUACUUUGAAGUGUUUUUCGAGAUAACACUCUACUGUCGUCUCCGUCGCCAUUGUUUUCACUGGGGGGCUUUCUUUUCGUCGUAUUAAUUGUUUUUCUGUUUUUUUCUAUUUCAUUAAUUUUGCCACCUCUUUUCUUGAUGAUGAUGAUGCUGUUAUUGUUGUUUCUGUUGUUUAUUCUUCUUUGAGGGGUGGUGUGCACGUGGGUUUGUGUAAGUGUUUUUUCUUGUCUCUUUACAAUGCGUGCUUGUUUGUUCGUUUGUGUGUCUAUGUAUGUGUGCCUAUAAUGUAACUUUGCUCCAUGUUUGCUUCCUUUACUCUCUUUCUUUAUUUCAUAGUAAAUAUUUGUAUACGUAAUGAUAUAAUAGUAAUGGUAGUAAAUGAGACAAGAAAAGGAAACAUUAUAUUUCUAUUGUGGUUUUGUUUACCAAUUUUUUUCUUCUGUUGUCGUGUUACUUCACUUACUUUACUCUCAUUUUUAUAAUCUAUAUAUAUAUGUGUGUGUGUGUGUGGGUGGGUGGAUGGAUGUACUUCUAUGCUUAUUAUUUAUGUAUGCGCGUGUGUACCUCUAAUUAUUUUUCACGAGAAUAACUCCCCUGUACUACACUCCGUUCUCUUUUUUUGUUGCACAGGGCAUUUUCCACCUGUAUGUGCUUCUUUCCUCAAUUUGUCGCCUUUCAUAUUCUUUGCAUUAUAUGCAGUAGAAAGAAUGUGUAUGUGUGGGUGUAGUCCUUUAAAAUAAUUGGGCGGGGGGAUCAUUUGACUGUGUCCGCAUAUAUGUGUUAUGUGAGCGCGUAUGUGUGUGAGUGCUCGCGUGUGUGUCUUUGAGAUGAUUUCAUAACUCAUUCAUGGACUCUCCUCCUCCUAAAUACACCAUUUUUUGUAAAUUUUUAAAUUUGUUUCAUAUACAUAUAUAUAGUGAAAGUUAUUCUUGGACAUUUUGAGUUCUGUUCUUUAUUUGUUCUUCUUUUUGGUUGUUGUU